Molecule: messenger RNA, 2972 nt
Organism: Vitrella brassicaformis
Lineage: Eukaryota; Vitrellaceae
Source: the annotation of a GenBank genome assembly
CAACAAAAUAAAGGUCGCACCCAGGCACGCACAACGCACCGACGGAGUCUCCGCCUGCCCGUAGGCUCUAUGCUUCAUUCCCCCCCACACACAGGCAAGACACAGGGCAAAGCACCACCAACUGACAUGGGGGCACAGGUAGCCAAGAGGUCGUGCAGCAGCAGCAGGGACAAACUCUGAGUGGGCCGCAGAAACGAAUGUCUGGCCUGGCCUGUGUGGCUCAUGUGACACACAGACAGCCUGACCACACAACACACACACCCACACCCACACGCACACAUGAAGGCCAGACAUCGAUCGCUCCGCCUGACCUGCUGACCCUCAGAUUAUCUAAUAGCGGCGAGUCGCCCUUAUCCCGAUGCGCCAGGCCGACCAUCCAUUCACUGUGAUGAUGUCGAAGUCGCCGACCGCCACACCGUUGGGGAGGAGCUCACGAAUGGCAUCGACACGGUCGCCAGGCCCUGCCAGCCACACCACAGCACGCCUCAGGCCGCGCACGCCAGCCGUUAACAGAGACGUCAGGCCGCUGCUAAUGACAGCGACAGCAUCCUCCAAGUCAUCGGGAACUGAGUGAAAGACAGACAAGGCGGAUGGACACAGACAAGGUGAACCUACGAGCACCUUCCUGCACUCACUGCCCUCCCGGCAUACCUUCAAACUCCAUCAGUAUGACAUCAAUCGCUGGGAAGCCCUCAGACCCCCACCCGUCAAAGGCGCCGCCCUGCGUAAGACUGACCGCACCCUCACCGCAUCGACCCACAUCGACAGUGCCCACCUCCCUCUCCGCCCCCAGCGCCUCCAGCGCAUCGCUCCUGUCCUCCACGCUCACGUUUCUGCCAAACUCCACGCUCUCCACCUCCCUGGGCAUCUUCUCUGCCAGCAACCGACCCGUAGCGCCGCCGACAGCGCUCCAGAUAUACAGAGCUCUCGCCCUAGGGAGCUGCUGCAGGUGGUUGAUGAUGGCGGGGGCGGGUGAGGGGCUGCCGGGAGGGGGGACGAAGCCAGGGGCAUUGUGAACCGCCACACCUUCCACCUUGUCGAAUGAGAGGGUCUUUGCUAUCUCGACGGCCGCCUGGCUGGGGUCGUUGAGGGGGUGGGUGAGGUCAUGCUGGCUGAUGGUGUAGGUCAACUUGUCCGUCUGCCGUGCCGCCUCCUGGAUGGCCGUCUUGAUGAAGAGGGAGGGGCGACGGGGGAAUGCGUCGGCGUAGAAAAGGGACAGGUCGAAGUGGCCCCGAAACCCAUUGCCCUCCACGUUAAGCGGAACGUCCGGCGAGGUGCAGCAGGUGUUGAUGAAGUCAUCGACAGCCAGCAGGGCAGAGAGGCUGUGGUGGUUUGCGAAUGAUGGACUCUCCACGUCGAGCCUCGUCAGCGACUUGCGGCAGCCACGCGAUGACAGCACAUCCUACAGACAGAGAGAAGGACGUUGCUCGUGUGUGUGGGCACGUGCGGAUAAGGCCUCCCCUGUGGGAUAAAUUGCCUACCUGGAGCCGCGUGACUCCUGUCAGGUACUGCUCUAAAGGGUCCCGAUAACGCUCACGCUCAAUCACUCCGAUGCGCUUUAGCUGCCUGAGCGCCCCUGGCCGGCCAGGAGGUGCCAUGGGUAUCCGCUCAAACACAGCCGCCCACUGCCCUGGCAAGAGACGCCCCCCAACCUCUCUCAGCGAUAAGGACGAGCUGAUGAACUGGCCCAGCGUGAUGGCAUCCCACCCACACAGAUCCACAUACUCGAGUGCGGGCAUCUUCCAGCGGGUGUUGGCCAGCACACUGUGCUGCUGGACGGCUCCUGUGACGGCCUUGAGGGCAUGGAGGGUCGGGGGUGGGGCGAAUGAAGGGGGGAUCGGGGGACGGUGCUGGUUCACAUUGCCGGUGCUGCUGGGGCUGGUGCUGGUGGUGGUGGUGAAGUGGAUGGUCUCCAGACUGCCCUCCGCCAUGUGCUGCUGCCCCUCCUUCUCGCGUGCCUCCCGCCGCCCGGCCGCAUGGCCCUCCACGACGCUUAUCAUACUGUCCAGACACCACCACCGGCCGCUGUGUGGCUGCACGAGGGUGAGGGCCGUCAGAUUGACGAGCCGCUUGCCGAGGUCGAAGGCCUCCUCAGGCGUCGUGUUGUCCCAGAAAUGGCGGUCGUCCUCGGUAGAAGAGUCGAUGGCGAUGUGUGUCUGCUGGUGAAGGGCUGCCUUGCGGACUUGCGGCCACUGCUUGCAGAGGGUUGGCACAGCCGACAGCUCGCGAGGGGUCAUGAAGCUGAAGAGCGACGCCACAAGGUCGUCGCCAAAACCAGCAGGAGUCUAGAGAGAAGCGACAAAGGGACACAGAGAGGCGGCAUGAGAGUGGCUGACAUCGUUCGUGUGUCGUGUGUGGCUGUGUGUACCUUCUUGGUAACAUCCCACACCUGCACACAUACCACACACCAAAGCACCAAGCGUCAAACAGUGGUCCACGGCGCUUUUGGUUGAGGUGUGUUUGCCUACCACUUGUGCCAUUUGGUGCGUGUCUGUCAGCGGCGUGGUCUCGUUGUGCGGCACCAGCACUUUGAACUCCUCCGAGCCGCCCACCUCCCUCAAGUGAAGCGCCGUCCCUCCUCUGCCCUCCUCGAUGCGAUACACGUCGGCCUUGACCCACCUCUGCUUGCCCUUCUGCCGCCCGUUGGUCACCAUUAGCACACGACUGCCCUCUUUGUAACGGCACGGCGCAGGGGAUGCCAUUGCCUGACGAACCGAACAAUCAAACGAAGGAACGAAUGAGUCAGUGAUGUUCUGACACAUUGAUGAGUGUGUGUGUGUGUGUGUGUGUGUGAUUUGCCUUGACUGACCUCGCCGUGAGGCAAAGCAGACGAUGCUGAAGCUGCCAUGGCGCCACUCAAACCCAACUGAUGAGGCAGUGCAGAGGAAAGAGAUGCACCACUCUCCUCACACCACUACUUGGCACCAUCGUGUGUUCCUUCCUUAAGGCGACUUAAUCAUCUGGAAUGUUCA